AUCCUUUGUUGCUGGUGCAAGCAACAUGAACACGAAGCUAUUUCGGCUAUUCAUCGCCCUUUCAGUCGUCGUCGUCGUCGCUUUGUACUACUCGAUGAUGAGCUCUGACUAUGACGACGUGAAUGUUCACAUCGAAGAAACACCCUUAGUCGUAUUAAAUGAUUCAGAGCUACGUCGACUGAAGGAAGAACGAGCUCUCCCACAGAACGUCAUCCCAAACCUCCAUUCCCUUCUACGUAUUAAAUUCGUGCACAUGGUAUCCAGUCAAGAGUGCACGUUCCCAACCAACAAAAGUUCAAGUGCUACCCACUACAUCGCCAAUAUCACGGAAUCUGAUUUCCUAACGACAGAGAAGACAGUUUUCAAGAACCUUGCAGAGAAGGCCCGAAAUGUCACGCACCAAGCCGAUGAGCAAUUGAAAGAGAUCCUGAAGGUUCAUGGAAUGGACGCCAACAAGUAUCUUUACAAUCGAAACCGUAUAGUAGAUCUGGAGCAGGCUGUAAAGAAUGGAAUGGGGAUAAAGAUUGGCUCUUAUCUGUACUUUCCUGGAGGGCACUGGGUCCCACUGAACUGCAAAGCCAAAUGGAAGGUAGCAUUGAUCAUUCCUUACCGGAAUCGGAGUUAUAACCUCAAUAUCCUUCUGAGGAACUUAAUACCCUUCUUACGAAGUCAAGAUUUGGAGUUUCAAAUUUUUAUCGCGGAACAGGGUUUCUCUGAAAUAAUGAACCGAGGUCUAAUGAAGAAUAUAGGCUAUCAGAUGGCCAAGUUGAGUGGAACAAUCUGGGACUGCUACGUGUUUCAUGACGUCGACUAUGUUCCCAUUAAUUCUACGAACUACUACGGGUGUGAUGACUACCCCAAACACUAUGCCACCAAGCUUGAAGAAUUCAACUAUAGCAACCCCUACAUGCAAGAUUUUGGAGGCGUCGUGGGAUUAACUGGGGUGCAAAUGGAUAAGAUUAACGGCUACUCUAACAUGUACUGGGGAUGGGGCGGCGAGGAUGACGAUUUGUAUAAUAGGGUAAAAUUCAGCAGUUUAAAAGUCACCAAAGCAAAAGAUGGAUAUUACCGUGAUCUACCUCAUCAGAAGAAAACGAUAACAGAAAAAUGUGAAAAAAGAACCUGUCUUUAUACCCAUGCAACUAUCCGGAUGAAAACCGAUGGAGUUUCAGCGAUCCGUUAUGAAAAUUCCGCCAAUAUUUCUCUCUCGACAUUAUAUACCAAAAUAAGCGUUGAUGUGGUCAAAGCAGGCUGGAAUCACAACUUCAAAAUAUGUGGCAUCUUACAACCGAAACGGCAAUGAAAGCUCCAUGCAUUUUUUCACCAAACCGAAGGUGCCAACUCCUUAAUGUUGUGGAUAAUGAAUUUGAAUGGGCAAUAAGCAAGAAUCCUUUCGAAACUAAAUUCCAAAUCUUAAGGGUAUGUACAUGACUGUAGAUGCUGUGUUUUUCAAGCUUUCUUCAAGCUUUCUUCAAAUGAUUAUAUUUCUCAUGCAAAGCAUAAUACAAUAAGUAUAUAACAAAAAUAAAUACAGUGAAACGACAAAUAUAUCAAAUAGAAAUAGCACGAGAAAAGAGGAACUAAAUAGAAGCAGAGCUUGUUGAAGUGUUAGUUCAUGAGAUGCAGCUUUACAUUAUAUCUUGAACAAACUAUACUUAAAAAAUCAAUAAAUAAAAUAAAUAUGUACCAAAGAAAUUA
Strongylocentrotus purpuratus (purple sea urchin) is the source of this 1698-nucleotide messenger RNA. Its product is annotated as beta-1,4-galactosyltransferase 6-like. Gene Ontology annotation, molecular function: UDP-galactose:glucosylceramide beta-1,4-galactosyltransferase activity. The transcript is spliced from 8 exons. The record is from RefSeq and is a predicted model, not a curated record. Lineage: Eukaryota; Metazoa; Echinodermata; Echinoidea; Camarodonta; Strongylocentrotidae. Gene Ontology annotation, biological process: carbohydrate metabolic process. Bases 26 to 1303 code for a protein of 425 amino acids.